AGAUCCGUACGGCGGGAGGGAAGCGGAGCGUUCCAGGGCCAUAAAUGACCGAGUGGGGGUAUUCGCGUGUGUCGGGGCCGGGAGUCGGUCACCGCCUCGGUGUGAGGGCCGGGCGGGAGUCCCGACCUGGUCUGUGGCGGCGGGCAGGCUGCCCCCCGCCGUCGCACUAAUGCCCCGGGCCCCCCCUGCUCCUGCCGCGGCUCUCGGCGCCAGGGGCACCCCAAAGCCUUCACCAGCAAACAAACAGCGGCUGCUGGGACGACACCGCUGGAAACCCGCGGCUGGAAACCCCGCCCGUCUCUGUGCAUCCCGCUAGUAACACCUCCAGGUUAUUGCCGAAGCACAGGACGCGUUUUGAAAGGCACUUGCUGGUUGUUUACUGUUUGCGUUUCUCAGCUUCGGCGGAGUGAGCCAGUUUCACUUUCAGUUCUUAGCGCUGCAGCCCUCCGGACGGGAGAGGAUUCUCAUUAUUCUCAUUUAACGUGUUCAUAUGCGAAAUAACCAAAGGCUAAGUCUUGAAAACAUGAUUCCUGCAACUGUUCACACUGUCCUGAGUGCUCUAUAUUUAUGCUGCCACAGAAAGAACUGGUUACACUCGGAGAAGAAACACUAAGGACUGAAAUGCAUUUGCAGCUAAAGUAUCCUCAUCAUGAAUAGGUACACAACUAUCAGACAGCUUGGCGAUGGGACCUAUGGCUCUGUCCUCCUAGGGAGAAGCAUUGAGUCUGGAGAGCUAAUAGCCAUUAAAAAAAUGAAGAGAAAGUUUUAUUCCUGGGAGGAAUGUAUGAACCUUCGAGAGGUUAAGUCUUUGAAGAAAUUAAACCAUGCCAAUGUAGUAAAACUGAAAGAAGUUAUAAGAGAAAAUGAUCAUCUGUAUUUUGUGUUUGAAUACAUGAAGGAAAAUCUUUAUCAGUUAAUGAAAGAAAGAAACAAACUCUUUCCUGAGUCUACAGUUAGGAAUAUUAUGUAUCAGAUCCUACAAGGGCUUGCAUUUAUCCAUAAGCAUGGGUUCUUUCACAGAGACUUGAAACCUGAAAACCUCCUUUGCAUGGGACCGGAACUUGUGAAAAUAGCAGAUUUUGGCUUAGCUCGAGAAAUUCGAUCUAGACCUCCCUACACCGACUAUGUAUCCACCAGAUGGUACAGGGCUCCUGAAGUCCUUCUGAGAUCCACCAGCUAUAGUUCUCCGAUAGAUAUUUGGGCUGUUGGUUGUAUAAUGGCAGAAGUUUACACACUGCGGCCUCUCUUCCCAGGCGCCAGUGAAAUUGAUACUAUAUUCAAAAUUUGCCAAGUCUUGGGGACGCCAAAGAAGAAUGACUGGCCUGAAGGCUACCAACUUUCAGCCUCCAUGAAUUUUCGCUGGCCUCAGUGUGUACCUAACAACCUAAAAACCCUCAUACCUAAUGCUAGCAGUGAAGCAGUGCAGCUCAUGAGAGACAUGCUGCAGUGGGACCCCAAAAAGCGGCCAACAGCUAGUCAGGCACUUCGAUAUCAGUACUUCCAGGUUGGGCAUGCCCUGGGUGUUCAGGAACUCGGGAAACAAAAGGAACUGCAUAAUAAAUCAUCUCUGCAUAUUAAGCCUGUACCUCCAGCACAACCCCCUCCGAAACCUCAUGCCCGCAUUUCAUCAAGGCCUUUUCAACAAAACCAGUCUUCUCAGCACUUGGUGUACCCAUAUAAGACAGACAGCAUGGGGGCCGAGCACAGUAACUACUUACAGGAAGAUAAGUCUAACCAGGUUCUUCUGCCUGCAAUUCACAAUAAGGUUCCUCAGCAGAAAACGUCUGCUGGGACCGAGAAUAUAAAUGGUGAACUUAAACCAAAAACUAGGCGAAGAUGGGGACAUCUUGCCAGAACGGUGAAGAGUUCUGAAGACUGGGAUGAUUUGGAAGACCUUGAUUUCGGCUCUUCCAUCACAAGGACAGACCUGAAAAACAAGAAGAGGCAGAGUGAUGAAACUAUUUGUAGAUUUGAAAGCAUUUUGGACUUGAAGCCUUCAGAUGCUGUGGGCUCUGGCAGCAGCGCACCUUCCCACGUGACGUUUCCACGGCAGGACACUCCCACACUGCGAGUUUCUGCAGCAAAGCAACACUACUUGAGACAUUCUAGGUAUCUACCUGGAAUAAGCACAAGGAAUAGCACAGUCUCCACUUCAAACAAAGAGUCUGUUCCGUCGAAUGCCUGGCCCAGUUCUGGUUUGCCUGGGAAAACUUCUGCUUUGGGAGGUAGUAUUAACAGGAUGAAUUCAGGGCCUGUAGGAUCGAGCAGUCUAACUAGUGCUUAUGUCCCUUCAUUUCUGAAGAAGGAUGUCGGCUCUGCUGGGCAGAGGGUUCAUUUAGCACCAGUUGUGGAUCCGUCUUCUAAUUAUACUGCUCUGAAGUCAGUAAGACCACAUCUUGGACGGCCAUCAUUCAAUUCACCUACCAAAAGCACCCCGAGGUUGAUGCCUCUCCCACCACCAGCUCACCCGAUCCAUGGGCGCGUUGACUGGUCUGCAAAGUAUGGUGCUCACCGGUGAUGUGCGGAAAUACCCUCCGAACUAGGGCAUGUUUCCCAUCAAAUGAUGGAUAGCAUGAGACAAUUUGAUAUACUGCUUUGUGUACCUGUAUAUUUAAAAGAAACGGAAUAUGAGUGAGACAUUUUGAAGGGUUUUUUAAUUUUACUUUUAUUUGUAUUAAUUUGAAUGCAUUCUUGUACCUUUUUGUAUAAAAUUGUUUUGUUAUAUAAUUGGGUCCAGUUAUUUUCAUAAAUCUGAUACAUUUUGUAUAUAUGGCUUAGGGGGUUUGGCAUUUUUAUAUGAGAAAUUUUUAUAACAAACUUUUUUAAAAAUUAAAUUUUCCUUUAUUAGAUUUAACUUUUUUAUAAAAGUGGAUUAAAAAAGUGAAGUGGUGCAAUAUUGCAGUGGAAGAGAAGUACCGAGGAAGGGGCAUUCAGUACACAUUUUCUGAAUUUUACGUGCUAAAUGAGGCUGUAUAAUUUCAGUGAUGCCAUGUCUUGAUGCCAACCUUCUGUUGUCCUGUACUCAUUUGCUUUGUACUGACAUCAAAGGAAUGAGUGACCAGCAGCUGAAACUCUCCUUUGCAGACACUGAGAGAUUGCUGAAAGUCAGUGGGAAGCUUUUUUUAAAAUGUAUUUAUUUUUGCCUUUGCCAGGUUUUUGUUGGACCGCUGUCCAGCUUUCCAGCUCCAUUCUUUUGCUUUUACCAAAUUCGGGGAGUCUUCUUGUUUGGUGAAGGGUGAAUACCCUUCUGUAAAUCUGUUUUCUGACACAGCGCUCUUUUUUCCGCUUCAAAGUUGCUUCUUGGCAUUGUUUGCUAGGAAAUAGAAUGCAGACCUACCUCUGUUAAAUUAAUUUAAAUAUUCUAAUGAUGUCUAAAGAGAAAAAUCAGAUUCUGCUGCUGCUGCUUUGUUGUUAGGAAUAUGAGAUCUGAAGACAUGUUUGAAACAGUAUUAACAAUUAUAAAUCUGGUUUCAAAGUAACAGCAUAUUGGUGAUACAAUACACCAGCAGCAGAGUUUAAGAAAACAGUAUCUGUGUAGCAGACUUAAUUUUCAUCACCGUUUUAAAUCAUUUUUGGAAAAAAAAAUGCAGAGGAAAUGAGUCAGUUUAAGCUUACUUCAGUACAUCUUUACUCACAAUGUGAAGAACAAGUCAGCUUCUGUAAGUUAGUCCCCCAGGCUCUACUGGGAAAAGUGGGACUUUACCUGGUCCUGCUAAAAAACAUUGUAAAUUUGUGGUUGAUUUCACAGAAACAGAUACAGCUCUUUGAGGAGCAGUUUAACUCAGUUUAUAAGAUAAGAUGAAUUGUCAGAUUGCACAUAAAAGAAAAUGACCCCUUAUUCUGGUUUUAUUCUGCACGGGAAAGUUGUACCAGAGUCCAGCCAUCAGCAAAAGAUGGAUGUAGAUCAGAAACAGCAUUUGGGUGUUCCUGCACCUCCUUCCACAGAAGGAAGAUAGAUCAGUACAGUGUGGUGGGAGAGCAUCUUUUAUCGCUGGAGUUUAGACCAGCACCGCCAAAGCUGAAGCCUGCUGUGAACUUCCCGCAGAUGUGUGUAGAGAUGCUCACCUUCUGAGCUCAUUGUGUGAACAGAUCAGGCAAAUCUUGUAUUUAUGAGACUUGGAUCCAGUCUGAAGGGAUCAGGGGAGGUGUAGUUCUCAGCACCCGGGCCUUUUGAAGGAGGUAAAGGGCAAGCGUGUCAGCGAGACCCUGUCUGUGGGGUCUGCUGGCUCCCACGAGGGGCAGCUGCUGGGGACUGGAGAUGGAUAACUCAUGCUGGCCUUUCCAGUCCUCCCACGGAGAAUGUGUGGGACUUGGAGGAAGCUGUACCCCAGAGCAGGCUGCUGGCUCUGUGCCACAGGGAGCUGUGAGGACCACUGGUAGCUGUUGGACUUUAUGGACUCAGUCCACAGAAGAAGACAAAAAGGGAGCAGAAGGGUCUAUGCAUUAAAAAGAAGUAUGCAUACAAGACUUGCAGAUGCCAAGGACAUGUUAACAUGUCCAGCCACCCCAGUUAUUUGUUCAUAGGAAGUAUGAACUCCACAUCUAACUGCUUCCAAAGCGGCAGUGCCACUGUGUCACAGUGAACUUAAAACAGCCAUUCAAUUUCUAAAGCACAUACUGAUGGUAUCUUUGCGUGAGCAGAAAGGGAGAUGAUAGGUAUAUUUGUGUUAGAACUGGAAAGAUAGUUUUUUCCCUUGGGGGAAAUAUCAGUAUUUAUGUCUAGAUAUCAUUUAAUAUCAUUUAAUUUAUUUUAUCACUUAAUUAUUGGUCUCAAGAGGGAACAACCUGAGCUUAUCCUAAGUAUCCCUAGAUCUGAGUAGGCAUGUUCCAUAUACUUAAUUCCUACUAGUGAAAGCAAGAGAUUGACAAGUCACUAGAAUGGGCUACUGGGGCUUGGAUUGGUCCUACUUAACCGCACGUACCCAAGUGUGAGCUCCUUUCUUGUGAGCUGACUGUCAACGAGUGGUGAGUGAGAAUCAUCUUCAGAGAAAUUCAGCUCUCCUGAGAACUUGCCAGCCCUCUGGAGAUGCCUGAAUCUCUCUGCUAAGGAUGGGGACUACUCCACAUGUUUAAAGUUCUCAGCCAUUUUCAGCCCUGUGGUGAUUUUCUCGACCACAGCAUUCAGGUUUUGGUCAGUCUGGCAAAAAGAUUAGAAAAAGAAGUAGUACUUUUUUCCCGCCUAUCUCCUGCUUUCCUGAAUGAAAGCCUACCUUUAGGAAAAAAAGCUAAUAAUCUUGAUAUUCAGAAUCACCUCUGCUAGUUUUAAUGUAGUGGGACAGAAGAAUUGCUGACUACAAGUAUAAUGGCAGCAGUCUCGUAGCCUUUACUCACGCAAAUUCCUACUGAAGUUGGAAAGUUAUUUUUGAGCAAGGACUGAGCUAUGUAUUUUACUGUGCUGUCUCAGUGUGCAAUACAAAUACGGAAAAGAUGUAGGGCUUUAUUAUACUGAAAGCUGGACAAGCAGCAUAUCUGAGAAUUUAUCAUAGGUAGUGUACUACUUUGUGUUUUAAUAUUUAGCAGCAUCUUUAUGCAAAAUGUUUUUAGAAUCCUACUGUUUACAUUUUCUCAGGCUUUUAUGCAUAACAUGUAGUAAUGACUGUUGGAAAUAAAGGAGCCUGACAAGGGGCUCGUUCACCUGUGUAACCCAGAUUUUCAUAAAAGUUUGGUGUAAGUGCCAUGAUGUUAAUAAAAAUAAAAGCCACCCCAGAAAACCCACUUCCAUGGUAUUUCUGUACCUAAUAAGACUGUUGAUAUGAGUAGGUUGUUCCAUAAUGUGAGGAAGAAAACAUAUUGAAAGGAUGUUUUUGAACUAAUGUGGAAGGAGAGGGUGGAGUAAGUUCUUGAAGAAAUAAUGGUUCUUGUUUGUUCAGUGUUUUUGUUCAAAAACAUUAUAAAUACUUGUUUCAUUCCUUCUGUGUUGUCUCCUUUCCAGAAUAAAGUUACUCUCAAAGAAAUAUUGACUGAGUGGAGUCUAGAUCUUUUAUGAUAAGAGAACUUCAGUUUUGCUUUUGUUUCUUUCUUUCUUUCAUUAAUUGUGGGGUGUUGGGGUUUUGAUUGGUUUUGUUUUGCUUUUUUUUGAAUAAGCCUUCCAUGUGGUGCCCUGUGGGAGGGGUACUGCCUCCUGGCAGCUGUGCUCUUUCUGCAGGUUUGAGUCUAAGCAUGCAGUUUCUGCACUACACCAUGAGCUUCAUGUGAAGCUGGCAGUUUCAGAGGAGCUGACAUCUGAGCACCAAACUGACUGCAGUGCUGAAUCAAACUGAAGAUGCGUAACACCUCAGAAGGACAGGCAGUUGGACUAGAUGGCCAUUGUAGGUCUAGUCCAAAUGAAAUCUAUUCUAUUCUAAUCUUUAGUGUCUUGUGUCACCUUUCCUCAGCUUUCUCCCCCUCCUUUCACGAUAGUAGAAGCUGGAGAAGGUUGAUAACUUACAAACCCAGCCCUUUCAGUAACUGUUACAUGGACUUAAAGUGACUUGUACAGGUGAUAAACUAGGUGAAAAAUACCGGAUUGUAGCUGGAGUGUGUAAAGUGAGGAGCUCAAGGAGCCAUAGGUGAUGUGGGUAGAAAUGAUAAACUGAGGAAGACUCACUGGGAUGUAAAGUAAUUACUGCUUCCUGCUGCAGUGCAAAGGAGAUGUGCAAGCGGGAGUUUUGGAGGGUUUGGAAAAGCUUAUUUUCCGGGGGGUGGCGCAAAAGAAUGGCAGACUGCCCCGUGCAGUGCCUCACUUGGAUGUGUCUGGAGUCUUGGAAGCUUGACUACCCUACGUUCUCCUACAAAUGGACCGCUUGAGCUUGUUUGGAGGUUCUAGCAGGGGAGCGCAGCUACCGUAUACCCUUGACCGAUGAACGGUACGCCUCUAUCGGGGAAGGUCGUCCUCUUCGACCGAGCGCGCAGCUUCGGGAGGGACGCACAUGGAGCGGUGAGGGAGGAAGGGGACACCCGCCUAGCCAGCCAGAUCAGCCGAAUCAACCCUGGCGAUCAAUGGGGUGACAGAUGUCGCAGCCAGAUCGCCCUCACA
Molecule: messenger RNA, 7015 nt
Organism: Columba livia (rock pigeon)
Lineage: Eukaryota; Metazoa; Chordata; Aves; Columbiformes; Columbidae
Gene: CILK1
Product: ciliogenesis associated kinase 1
Exons: 14
Coding region: 650-2518 (622 amino acids)
Biological process (GO): protein phosphorylation; cilium assembly; intraciliary transport
Cellular component (GO): nucleus; cilium; cytoplasm
Molecular function (GO): ATP binding; protein serine/threonine kinase activity
Source: RefSeq, a predicted model, not a curated record